AUGUCUAAAGGAAAGUUUUCAUCGAGCGAUAACUAUCAGGGGCUUCAAGAAGCUAUCGAGGCUAUUAUGAGAGAAGAUGGUUCAGAUGUAGAGGUAGAUUUAGUUGCUCUGCCUCCGGAACCUAGUGUUCUCACUGAUGAAGAGGAAGGCGACGAUGACAAAAUCAUGACCAAUGAUUUUCCUAAGGACAUACCGGGAAAUGUUGAAGUUUUUAUCAACAGGAAUGAUGAUGAAUGGGAUAGUAGUGAUGAAGAACCUUUAGCGACGACUGCAGCAAAGAAAAGACGAACCGAUAACCUUCCAGGUCCUCGUUGGCGUAAAUGCCACCCUACCUAUGAUUCCAUAAUAUUUGAUGAAAAUAAUGUCCAAGAAAGACGCGAAAAGAUGGUUAGCGAUCUAAAAGACCUAAAUCCUGUUGCAAUUUUUGAAAAAAUGUUUGAUAACGAGAUAAUUUCCAUGAUCAUUCAAAAUUCUAAAUUGUAUUCCGCACAAAAAAAUAAGCAUGAUUUUGAUAUUACAGAAGAACAAUUGAAAACAUUUUUAGGCAUCCUUCUUCUAACCGGUUAUCACACUUUACCUAGGGAGCGUCUUUACUGGUCUUUGGAUGAGGAUUGUAACGUACCCAUUGUAUCUAAAGCAAUGACUAGAAACUGUUUCUUAGAGAUAAAAAAGUUCCUUCACUUUUGUGACAAUGAAGUCGCUGCUGAGACAUCGGAUAAAAUGUUCAAAAUACGACCUCUUGUUUUGGAUUGCUACGCGAAUUACGUGGAACGGGUUAUCGUGCAACUGGGACUGUCCGAGAAGGACGAACUGGAAAAUGUCCUCUAA
This is a messenger RNA of Amyelois transitella, 828 nucleotides long. Its product is annotated as piggyBac transposable element-derived protein 2-like. Bases 1 to 828 code for a protein of 275 amino acids. The transcript has 2 exons. Gene Ontology annotation, molecular function: sequence-specific DNA binding. The record is from RefSeq and is a predicted model, not a curated record. Lineage: Eukaryota; Metazoa; Arthropoda; Insecta; Lepidoptera; Pyralidae.